Messenger RNA from Astyanax mexicanus (Mexican tetra), 4713 nucleotides. It is a transcript of the gene cfap61, whose product is annotated as cilia and flagella associated protein 61. Bases 694 to 4308 code for a protein of 1204 amino acids. The transcript has 26 exons. NCBI's taxonomy places the organism in Eukaryota, Metazoa, Chordata, Actinopteri, Characiformes, Acestrorhamphidae. The record is from RefSeq and is a predicted model, not a curated record.
UAAGUAAACCCAUUUAUUGUAAUAUGAAAUAAUUAUGUUAAAUAAUUGUACUUAAUAAUAGUUAUAAAAUAUAUAAAGAUUUAUUGUUUGUGAAACGUCUGUACGACUGUUUAUGGUUUAGGAAUUGUGUAGAUUGGCUGAACCCUUGUUUCUGUACGUGCCGUAUUAGGAAAACGCCCACCAGCGACAGCUCGUUCUGAGUGAGACACGUCCACAAGCGACUCAUCGCCUGUUGCACAGGCGACACAGAGCGAUUUUAUCGCGUUCGGUGUGAACGUACAGUAAGCCGGACGACGCGGCACAUUAUAUUUAAAGUCCGCUAACUGCCCUGUACAUUGUUUACUUCCGUUCAGAGGCGAAGCUUAGACAUGAUGCUGACAAAGUGGGCGGAGCUGGACGCACUGGACGUCCAACUCCGCCUUCCUGCAGGCUGCAGUCAGUACCCUCUCAAAAUAACCGGAAAACAGCAAAAAUGAGCCGUGGAUACAGUUGCUUCAGGACGAGCAUGUUCGUUUGGCGAAUUUGAACUGACCUAGAGUACUGUCCCUGAAGUUGCUGCUGCUGGUAUAAAAACACAAUAGCAGCACUACUAUGGAGACGAAAUGAAUCUGUUCAUUCAUUUUAUCCUUAUCCUGGAAAGGCUUUCCACCGAAUGAACCAAAACCAAUAAGGAAAACGCAUCGAUACGUGAGCAUGAGGGUCGUCACGUCCUCUUCUGGUCAGGUUGAGACUGUGACUGUCAGGCGCACUGAGUCUUCUGACGCUGAACAGAUCUGUGAGCUGCUCAGUCCUACAGCUGCUGCUGUGUUCGGCAGAGUGAAUGUGAUCUAUCUUCUAGAGAAGGCUAAUUUGGCUGUGACUUUAAGUACAGCCAAAAAUCAAAUUCUUGCCCAUGCUGCUUUCUUGGACCACCCCAUCGGUGACCUGGUGGAUCAGGCCUCAUGGGAGGAGUUCCUUCAGAUCCAUUAUAACGGCGCAGCAUUCACACCUUUGAACACUCUCUUCAUGCAUCUAUUUGUGGCCCGGUCCAGCUUUGCUGCUGAAAGCGCUAAAGAGAUUAUAAGAACUGUCUUCAGUGCCAUCACUGAGCUGGAAUACAUAUGCCUGGUUACUCCCUACAGCAGUUGUCUUGAGCCAGCUUUGGAUGGCAUUUUUGAGCCCAUGCAUUGUGUUACUGAAGGGCUCCAGUGUGCUGCAUUUGUGUGCAACAGACACAACCACUGCCCAAGACUGCAUGUGCGCAAAGCCAGAGUGGAAGACCUUGAUGACAUCACCACUCUAUUAGUGGAGCAGACGAAGGCUCAGGCCAGCUCCUAUGGUCCAUACUUCCUGGCUGAUCUCAUUGAAGCUCAGGAUGAGACCAAUCAUGUGGCGGUCUGUGAGAAUGAAGGAAUUGCAGUGGGCUUUAUGAGUGUGAGUAGUGAAGUCAACCUGACACUGCUCAACCAGUGCUUUGAACUCAGCCCAUUUGAUGGAUUGCUGAAGAUAAACCCAGCUGAUCAGACCGAUGAAACAGAAGAGCCACAGCAGGACCAACCUACAGAGGAGAAUACUGAACAUCACUCUGAAAUCAUUCUCACACAAGAGAGCAAUGAGGUUCCUGCAGUAGAAGGUCCUGAGGAGGGGUCAGAGUGUGGUGCAGGAAUCUCAAGAGUGUCCUGUGGCACAUCCGAGACUGAACCCAUCAGAGCACACACAAAAGAUUGCACAGGAUCCAAUGUGGGCUCGGAACCAGCACAGUCUCCUAAUGCUUUCUGCAUCCAGCUCUUUGCCAUCGACAAGAGGUUUGAAAUGAGAUCAGUGGACUUCCUGCCUUACGUCUUUAAAGUGUUCCCAGAGAGGGAUUUUUGCAUAAUUUCUGUUCCUAAACUGGAUCCAGAGUUUCCUCUACUGCAGACUUUCCUCAGAGCAGCGCCUCGUCCUUUUAGCAAUCUGCCCCAGGAACUUUACAUCUUUCACCGCACUGGCCUUCUCAAGUCACUCCAAGUACGUGUGCCAGUGUGUGAUGACACGGUUGCAGUUCAGAGACUGGUUGAGAACCUCAGCCUUGACAAGGCUCUGAUGGAUGAUUUAGACAUGUUCUUAAAAGCUCGCAGAGACCCAGAUGGAACACCCAUUCAGGCAUUUGUAGUUGAAAUUGAAGAGCAAAUUGUUGGGAUAGUUCUAAUUAGAAAUGAACAGGACAUUGAGUACAUCCGAGCCAACUACAACAUUGAGAACUUUGUGUAUUUCAGUCAUUACCAGCUUGAGGAGCAUGGACAGCUCUGCCAUUUUGCACUACACCCCAAUUUCCAGCACUAUACCAAACACAUCCUGAAGGAGGUUCUCCGUCUGGCUCACAAAUCCUGCCUCUACUAUCUUGUUUACCCUACUUAUUGCAGCCAGCAGGAAAACAAUGCCUUUGUCAGCUACUUGACAGCAGCACUAAAGUGCAUGGUGCCAGUGCAGCCCCGCCGUCAAAUUAUUUACCCCCUAGAGGAGUUGGGCAUUAAUGCCCCAUCUACACUGAUCACCAAGCAGCAGGUUCCCUAUGCCCUAAACCACAUUAACAGAAAGCUCACAUUGGAACCCAAGGUUACCGUCAAUACCAGGAUUGUGGUGGUAGGAGCUUCUGACACUGGCAUAGCCUUCUUGGAAUCUCUUGUAUUUUGCCCCCAUCUUCAGUUCAACAACCUGACUCUCAUCUCCACUCAUGGUCUCCCAGACUGCCAGGGAACUGACAGCACAACCUUUCUGACUACAAGUCACUGCUACAGUGAGCGGGAUUAUGCUUUGCUCUCUCUGAGCUCCUGGGUCAGCGUGGUCACUGGCAAGAUGACGGCCAUUGACCGAACUGCCAAACAUGUGCAGGUCAGCGAGGGCAGGGUCGUUCCAUAUGACCAUCUUGUUCUGUGUACUGGACAACAAUACCAGAUACCCUGCCCUACUGGAAUAGACAUCAGUAAAUGGAGCUCGACCAGCCAGGAGCCAGAUAAGCCCAGAUGCAGAAAAUACACCGACCAUGUUCCUUCCAACUUCUUCACUCUGAAUGACCAGCACGACUGCACACAGGCCUACAACUGGCUGCUGGAGAACUUUAUUGAGCAGGAUGGUAACGCAGUGGUAUAUGGAGACUCCAUUGAUAUGUACAGCUGUGUGGAGACACUGUUGUGUUUGGGUGUGAGAGGUUCCAGGAUCCACGUGGUUCAUACGCCAGCAGAUAAACCACAAAGCAGCUUCAAGAACUCUGCCGUGGACCAGGCGGUCCGGAGUGCUCUGCAGAAGAAAGAAGUGCAUGUACAUCACGGCUGUUUGUUGGCUCAGUUGAAUGAUGGACAGCACCCUGAGCCACUCACAGCAGUGUCCUUUACCACUGACGGACCACCCCUCAGACUGGAGUGUGCGGUCUUCUUUAACUUCUCCUGUAAAGGUGUAGACUUUGACGCCUUCAAGGCCAUCAAUGAUGCCUGUUUGGUGUUUGAUGGCCGUCUGGUUAUUGACACAGCUUUCCACACAAAUGACUGCGCCAUUCGAGCCGCUGGACCCUUAACCAAGUACUCCCGCCGUUACUAUGCUGACCAGUGGAGUCACACUGACUUCAACUCAAAGGAGGUGGGUCAGGAGCUAGUGUCUGUACUGCUACCCUUUUUUGACCCCACGCUGGAGACUCCCAACAACCCUGCGCCUGCUGAAGACAGACUCAUACCCAUCCACACUCAACCCAAGAUUCGAGGUGGAAGGUUGCCAGGUGGUUACAGUUAUCUUCAUGUUGCAAAACCCUCAAUCUACACCAACACAGCUCCUUCAGCAGAUAGAUCAGGCCGAGAGAUGGUGACUGGACGUGUUGAGACAGGAAACUACUUUCACCUGCAGUUUAACACACACGGCCUGCUGGAGGCUUUCACCUGCCUGUCUCACAGAACACUUCCUGUCUCCAACUACCUCUGCCUGUACGGAAAACACCAGCUGCUCCUCAACCACCUGUACAUGCGCUUCGACCAGGACCUGAUCCACGACCUGUACAGCUAUUUCAGGGAGACGUGGUGCAUGGCCAUUUUUCAUGAUCGCUUUGCUGAUUUUGAGCAGGAAGUGCGUCAGAUCAUGGAAUCCACAACUAAAGUCCAGGUGGACCUGGACUUGGUGUCCAUUCCUAAACUUGCUGAGAUGAUAGUGUAUGGUACAUUGGUGGCAGCAGAAGAGCCAAGACUGUACUUAAACCAGAUGUUUAAGAACAGUGAAGGACCAGAUGCCCUAAAGAGAAGUGUUCUGGAUUACCUGAAGUACAACAGAUAUCAUCUCCCCAUGUACGCUCAAGCGAGAUUACUGUAGUACUGCAGUCACUACAGACAACAAAAACAUGUUACGUUACUUUUUUUAUCUUUCUUCCUAAAAUAUUACCUCUAGAAAUGUAGAAAUACCAUUUACAUGUAAUGCUUUAUACCCAUGCUAGGCUUAGUUAUGUAGAGUAAAUAAUUCAAUUAACAUUUCCAUUCAUCUGCAUUCUAUAUCCACAGUUUUCCCCUAGCAGUUUCCUGUUUGUUUCUGUGUCAAACAUUAUUUUUUUCUUUCUGCAAAACCAAAAACAAAACUGUGCACAGAACAAUACUUUUUUUUCAUCAAAUUGUGGUAUAGAUCAAAAAUAGCUUGUGUAAAUACACUUUCCAUCUUAAAACUAUUUUAAGGUGUGAGGAUGGUCAAAAUUUGCAAUACAAAUAAAAAAAGCUUUGUGUUUUA